UUCGCCAGUUAUCGUCGGAUCCGUCUCUCUGGAUCCUCUGAUCAUCUCUCGCGAGGAUGUGCAAGUCUUAGUGCGCAGUUCGUCGUCCAAAAAUCCGAGGAGGACGUGCAGAAAUCUGUGUAUAGGAUCUCUCCAAGAAUUAUACUUGCCACUGCGAUCUUGAAGAUUCGUAGCGGUCCCCGGGAUCGCGUUCAGCUCCGAUAAAAGUCCGAUAAAAGAGUCGUGAAAAAGAUUGAUUAUCAGUAGCCAGUAGUCAAAAAGAUUGAUUGCUGAUUGAUAAAUAUAAUAUUAUUAAUAUUGGAAUACAAUAAAAUAAUCGAUUAGAUUUAAUUACGACAUUGUCGUUAUUAAAAUAUAUUGUAUUAUAAUAAUAUUUUAAAAUAAUUUACCGGAAUGAUAAAUAACUAUUCAAGAAUCCAGGGAAAGUAACGACGAUCGCUGAUUCGCCAUUGGAUUCCGAGAGAGUUGUACAUCGAUUUGCGCGAUAUGUUGGGGAUUCAAAUGACAUUUUAAGAUCGUUCACUACAACGAUUAAUCGGAACAUUUGAUCGGAGUAGGAAUGGAUAUCGAGUCGAUACCAAGAAAUAUAUCGCAGUUUAUUAUUGAAAACGCAGUGAUAUGUCGGAAAAAUUGCAUAGAGAGAAGAUAGAACCAGAGCAAAUUUGCGCGAUUGAUAAAAGGAAUUAUGGCAUAAAUAUAAUAGCGUUGAGAGUGAUGACAUCCAUGAUAACCAAUGACUUUAUCAACAACCGUGGUUGAACUCGAUAUCGAUCCCGGAUUUCGAACUGGAUUUCUUCUUCUUUUAAGUACCAUAUUUGGGAGUCUGGUUAUCACAACUUCCUUUAAUGAGGAUUUAUGUAUAGAGAUCAGAUGGAUGGUAUGUGUCAAGAUUAAAGGAGAGUGAUCUUUGUGAAUAUCGAGACAAGUUGAGUGAGAUCGUGGUGUAGAUCGAAUGAGACACGUAUCGAAUGGAGUGACGCCGGGAUUUCUCGCAGAUCAUCAUCGUCGUGGAUCAUCGAUGUAGCGCGAUGUCGGUCUGGUUGCCUGUCGUGGCGGCGACGCUGUGCCUCUGGAUGAGCGCUGAGAGUCAGUUCAGCGAUAAUACACCGCCCAUAAUGUGGCUGGAUCGGAACUGGGUGCUUCCGGAUAGCGAACCCGUAGGAAGCAUUGUAACCAGGGUUCGCGCCGAGGACAACGAGCAGGACACGCUGACCUACGGUUUGGAACCUCUCGGGCACAAUUACAAUGGGGACGAUAGUCCGCAGCCGCCAUUGCCCUUCUUCAUCGACAACAGCACCGGCACCGUCUUUCUCAACGAGACUCUCAAAGGAAGGGGAGGCCAGAACCUGUUCCUCUACGUGACCGUUUCCGACGGUCAGCUCACGGCGAAGACUGAGGUUUACGUCAACAUCAAGAACGCAUCGGCACCAAAUCGGGGAAAGACAAGAACACCAUUUCCUAAUCAGCACGGUUCUGGCGGCCGGAUACGACCGCCCUUCCUCGGUUUACCAAAUUUACCAAGCUUCCCCUCACCUUUACCCCCUUUACCGCCGAAGCAGUAUCAUCCUGAAACCACAAAACUUGAAUUGGAGAGGACGAAAUCCAAGGAGAACGAUAACAACGUCAGCGGCAGUACUAUUGGCACCGUCACGGAGGAGAACGUUGAGGUGAACGAGGUGGAGGGACCUGCACUGAGCUCAAAAAUCGCACCCUCAGCCGUGCCACCCUCCCAGGAUAUGGCGAUGACUCUGGUACCGGUGGUGGCCGGAUGCGCUCUCGUCGUGGGCCUUGGCAUGGGCGCGUGGUCGUUGAGGAACAGAUUUUGCGUCAGUCGCAAAUCUAAGGCGGACACGAAAGAACAGGCGUCGGUCAGCGUCUCCAAUUUAUCCGAUGAUCCUUCUCUCAUUCUGAAGAGGUGGCGGGGUCCAAAGGCUCGCAGUAAUCGUUACCAACCAUGGGAGAAGGAGUCUCAAGCAGGAAUUCAAAGCAAACAAGAGGAUAAGUGGGAAUUUCCCAGGCAUAGAUUGAAGGUUUUCAACAUCCUUGGCGAGGGUUGCUUUGGUCAAGUUUGGAAAUGCGAGGCUCUAGACAUCGAUGGCAAGUCCGACGCCACGAUUGUAGCGGUGAAAACUUUGAAGGAGAAUGCCACCGAACGAGAACGGCUGGACCUCGCGCAGGAAUUGCGGGUCAUGAAGAACCUAGAUCCUCAUCCCAACGUGGUGCGGCUCCUGGGAUGCUGCACCGAGCGCGAACCCAUGUUCGUCAUCUUGGAGUACGUAAGUGGCGGCAAGCUGCAGAGUUUCCUCAGAGCUUCCAGGGAAGAAAGGAAUCACGGAGGCGCAGGAUUGACCUCCAGGGAUCUUACUGGAUUUGUGUAUCAGAUUGCCAAAGGUAUGGAGUACCUAGCGUCGAAAGGCAUCAUUCAUAGAGACUUGGCCGCCAGGAAUAUUCUGAUCGACGAGAAUCGCGCUUGCAAGGUGGCAGAUUUUGGCUUUGCCAGGGACGUGGCGGCCAAUCAGAUUUACGAGAGAAAAUCCGAAGGUAGACUUCCGAUCAGGUGGAUGGCACCCGAGAGUCUGUAUGAUAAUAUAUUCUCCGUCAAAUCGGAUAUCUGGAGCUUCGGUGUGUUGAUCUGGGAAAUCGUGACUUUGGGAUCAACACCAUAUCCCGGAUUAGCCGCCGCGGAAGUGAUGCGAAGGAUUAAAGAGGGCUACAGAUUGGAUAGACCUGAACACUGUAAAAGAGAGCUUUAUAAUAUUAUGUAUUAUUGUUGGGACAAGGAUCCGGCGUGCAGACCGUCCUUUGCCGAACUUGUUAGCCUGACCGAAGGUUUACUGCUCGACGAAACGGAUUAUAUCGAGCUAGAUAGGUUUCCAGAUCACUCGUAUUACAAUGUACUCAAUCUCAGCGGAGAAAAAUUGUAAAUAAGUUUGUGUGAUUAAGAUAAGUUGUGAUGAUUAUUAACGCUGUUGUCACUUUCGACUUUUGUUGAAUAGAUAAUGCGUUUUGCAAUUAACAUUAUAAUUUAAUUGAACGGACGUUUAUUGCAUUAUAUAUUAUAUAAUGAUCGAAUUACGUAAAAUUAAUAAAUUACAUAAAAGAUUUAAAAAAAAAUAUAUUUAAUUUAAUAAUUUAAAUCUUUUUAGCCGAUUAUUAAAUUAUAUUGAUAUUUUGAUUGACCAAAUUAUUAUACUAUAUUUUGUAAUGAAGUCUUUAGUGACUUUGCUCGAAGAACGACUUGAGAGAAUUUUAAUAUUUUCGCUUGUUACAGCGUAAGACUGUUUGAUUGUUUUGUUAAAUACUCACGUGUGUACAUAUGACACGAUUUUGUAUGUUAGAAAUAUAUAAUAUAAACGCGCAAUACAAACUACUGCCUGA
Molecule: messenger RNA, 3378 nt
Organism: Cataglyphis hispanica
Lineage: Eukaryota; Metazoa; Arthropoda; Insecta; Hymenoptera; Formicidae
Gene: Cad96Ca
Product: tyrosine kinase receptor Cad96Ca
Exons: 8
Coding region: 1029-2924 (631 amino acids)
Biological process (GO): protein phosphorylation; positive regulation of kinase activity; multicellular organism development
Cellular component (GO): signaling receptor complex; membrane
Molecular function (GO): ATP binding; calcium ion binding; transmembrane receptor protein tyrosine kinase activity
Source: RefSeq, a predicted model, not a curated record